GGUUUUUUUAACAUUACGGAUUUUUGAAGAAAGCUCUAGAAAAAUCAAAAACUGAGCCUAUUAAAAAUUAAUUAAUUGUAGGUCUUUGAAGACAUUGCAAUGAACUACAGAAUAAAAGUGUUCAUUUUUAUUGUCCUCAUAAGUGCAGGAGUAUUAAGUGAAAAUAAUGAUGAUGAAAAAGUGACAGUAGAAACAGUAGAAGAAACUAUCCCAGAUAUCAAAUACGAAAGCCCUGUUCCCAUCGACCCUAAAAAGGUCUAUUUUACUGAACACUUUGAUGAUUUAGCCCAUUUUCAAAAACGAUGGAUUAAAUCACAAGCCAAAAAAGAUGGUAUAGAAGAGGAAAUAGCCAAAUAUGAUGGGCGAUGGGAAGUUGAAAACUCCCAAACUCCCAAAAAUAUACCAGGAGAUAGUGGCCUCGUCUUAAAGACAAAAGCAAAGCAUGCUGCUAUUUCAGCACAUCUAUCGAAACCGUUUGUAUUCGCAGAUAAACCAUUGAUAUUGCAAUAUGAAGUACUAUUGCAAGAAGCUCAAGAAUGUGGAGGAGCUUACUUGAAAUUAUUAAGUGAAGGUACUGAAACUAAGAACUUGAAUAACUUCCAUGACAAAACUCCUUAUGCAAUCAUGUUUGGACCAGAUAAAUGUGGAAAUGACCAUAAAUUACACUUCAUUUUUAGACACAGGAAUCCAAUAAAUGGAAGUUUAGAAAAAAAACAUAGCCAGAAGCCCAAAGAACGAAUCGAAGAAUAUUUUUCAGAUAAAUUGCCUCACCUUUACACUUUAAUUCUCAACCCUGAUAACACAUAUGAGAUUUCUGUAGACAAAAAGCUCGUUAAUUCUGGAAGUUUGCUUGAAGAUUUUGUUCCUCCUGUGAAUCCUCCUGCUAAAAUUAAUGAUCCUAAUGAUAAAAAACCUGAGGAUUGGAAUGAAAGAGAGAAAAUCCCGGAUCCUGAAGCCACCAAACCGGAAGACUAGGAUGAAGAUGCUCCCGCCCAAAUAUUUGAUGAAUCUGCU
Molecule: messenger RNA, 1014 nt
Organism: Psylliodes chrysocephalus
Lineage: Eukaryota; Metazoa; Arthropoda; Insecta; Coleoptera; Chrysomelidae
Source: the annotation of a GenBank genome assembly